AACAUCGCAUGUGACGUUGACACUUCCAAUCAAACCGGUGGUCCUUGUCAAAACAUACCAAAGAAAAUCAGAAAACAGUGUUUUUGUGAAAAUUGUGGAAUAAUAUUUUACUUUUAGUUAAGAAAAUGUCGUUCAGAGUGAUUCUACGUAGUUUAAGUACUCUCAGUUAUGUUGGAAGCUACAAAAAAAUUAGAGAUCGGCCCAUGAAACUGUACUGUGCAGCAAUAGUAGGAGCUGGGUUUGCCGCUUACAGCCAACUCAAACAGAAUAAAGCGGAGAUGAAGGAGUUAAUCCAGCUUAGGAAUUACAUGGCCCAGCCAAUCACACCCGUAGAGCGGCUUGAGAAGACUCAGGAUGACAUGAAAACACAGAUGGAGCUGAUGAUCUUGAGGAUACAGGCUGAGUUCUGCCGUGCUCUUGAAAGAGAAGAGGAUAAGGCUUGGGAAGAGGAAAAGAUGGCGGAUGAUGAUGAUCUUGAUCCUGAUGUGUUCAUUCCAUAUCCGGAAGCCCAAUUCAAAGUGGACCGGUGGACGCGCAAAGAGGGCGGGGGCGGGAUAACGUGCGUGCUGCAGGACGGCAGGGUGUUCGAGAAGGCUGGAGUGAACAUAUCCGUGGUGCACGGCAAGCUGCCGCCCGCCGCCGCCCAGCAGAUGCGCAGCAGGGGCAAGAACUUUCAGAACACAGAGCUGCCGUUCUUCGCAGCGGGGGUGAGCGCUGUGAUCCACCCUCGGAACCCCAUGGUGCCCACCAUACACUUCAACUACAGAUACUUCGAGGUCCAGGAUAAAGAUGGAGUGCAGUGGUGGUUCGGCGGCGGCACAGAUUUGACUCCAUACUACCUCAACGAAGAGGAUGCGGUGCACUUCCACAUGACACUUAAGCAAGCCUGCGAUACACACGACAAAACUUAUUACGGCAGAUUCAAGAAAUGGUGCGACGAUUACUUCUCGAUACCGCACCGCGGCGAGCGGCGCGGCGUCGGUGGCAUCUUCUUCGACGACAUCGACACGCCGUCGCAGACUGACGCCUUCAACUUCGUGACGUCUUGCGCGGAAGCUGUCAUACCCAGCUAUUUACCUAUUGUCCAAAAGCACAAAGACGAUGCGUACGGGUACUACCAGCGCCAGUGGCAGCUGCUGCGGCGCGGGCGCUACGUGGAAUUCAACCUGAUCUACGACCGCGGGACCAAGUUCGGGCUCCACACGCCCGAGGCCCGGUACGAGUCCAUCCUCAUGUCACUGCCGCUCAACGCUAAAUGGGAGUACAUGCAUGAACCGAAACCAAAUUCGCCCGAGGCAGAAUUGAUGAAGGUUCUCAAACAACCCAGGGAAUGGGUCAAUGAUACCGCACAACGAGCUGCCGCGUGAAACGAGAAUACGCCUAGUUUCAACGAGAAUAGAGCAGAUAAUCGUUUGUGGUUUUGAAUUAAUAAAAACUCUUCGAUUGUCGCAAAGUCCACAUAGUCUAUUUUGUUAUUAUGCUCGUUUAAACUAGGCAUUUUUUAUACACAAUAACUAUUUUGGAUACCUACUUAAAAGAAAUAUUAUUUAAAUUAUUGUUGAAUACAAGUAUUACAAAGUAAAGUAAAAGUGUAUAUUGGUCGAAGAAUGUAGGUACUGUUUCGUAUAUUUAUUAUAAUAUUUUUGUAAACUGUUUUA
This is a messenger RNA of Plodia interpunctella (Indianmeal moth), 1658 nucleotides long. RefSeq names its product Coproporphyrinogen oxidase (gene Coprox). NCBI's taxonomy places the organism in Eukaryota, Metazoa, Arthropoda, Insecta, Lepidoptera, Pyralidae. The record is from RefSeq and is a predicted model, not a curated record. Gene Ontology annotation, cellular component: cytoplasm. Bases 126 to 1367 code for a protein of 413 amino acids. Gene Ontology annotation, molecular function: coproporphyrinogen oxidase activity. The transcript has 9 exons.